Penicillium samsonianum is the source of this 828-nucleotide messenger RNA. RefSeq lists its product as uncharacterized. NCBI's taxonomy places the organism in Eukaryota, Fungi, Ascomycota, Eurotiomycetes, Eurotiales, Aspergillaceae. The transcript has 6 exons. The coding region runs from base 1 to 828 and encodes 275 amino acids. The record is from RefSeq and is a predicted model, not a curated record.
AUGCAUCAUUCACUGAACCCUAUCGAGAAUGCUGUAAUGAGUCGGACCGUGAAAAAUUGCCUACGAAACUUCUCAUCCCACGAGAAGCAGCCGCGUUGGAUCCUUACUUUAAAUAGCUCGUCCCGGAAGGCGCUCUUACCAGCUGUGUAUUUUGACGAUUCCGGUCCACAAGUACCCUAUUUAAUCCUCUGGCCCGGUGGUCAAAUCCCUAUUUGGGACUGGGGGACGCUAGCGGAAUAUAGCGGACGCACACUAGUUCCCAAAUCCACCCCGAUAUCUCUUAUGACGUUUAUUUACGAGAGCGAUCCUAAAUAUUUUGAGGAUCCGCCUCCACCUUCACCGCGCGCCCUUUCGCCAUCUGCCCAUGUAAACGGUGCGCCCGUUCUUUAUGUCAGAAUCGCCGGCCCUGCUACCCUAUUAAUGAAAGAUCAACCUUCCUCAAUGCCGCGGCACCCUCUCACUAUCACCGUCUUAUAUAAUGUAGAGGCAGAUUUACCACAUAGUGGCAGACUAUUAAUAUUCCGUUCAUUCAUCUUCAAGCAACCCGAUGAUCAUAACGAGGGCUACAGACUGUAUAGGGGAGGAAAUAAUAGGUGGACUCCAGGACGCACUAGAGGGGUGAUAGAUUCCGGUAUCUAUUUAAAGGAGCUACGCUUGACUGGUGGAAUUAGGGCAAUUUCGAAGACCAUGAAGACACCGUGGUUUGGGUGCCUAGGUGGCUUCGGGCCAAGGUUCAAGAUCCUAAAUACAAUGAAGGCAGACCCACGGUUGUUAUGCCAGCUAGCAAUGCGGUGGAAUUUACAUUGUUUGAUUGAGACUCUUGUGUAA